This is a messenger RNA of Miniopterus natalensis, 1122 nucleotides long. The record is from RefSeq and is a predicted model, not a curated record. Lineage: Eukaryota; Metazoa; Chordata; Mammalia; Chiroptera; Miniopteridae.
AUGUCUUUUUGUCAGAAGAAUCCACAAUGUUCACCUGAUCAACCUCUUCAGACCCACAGUGAGACCCAGGCCUUGGAGGUUGAACAGGUCCCCGAGGCUCUGGAGGAGGCCUGUCUCUCCUCCCAUCCUCCAAUGCCUGGUGAUUCGAAAGAGGCUCCUGAUGCUGGUAUCCUCAGUACCUUUGAGAGUCCUCAGAAUUUCUGCUCCUCCUCAAUUGUCACCAUAGUCACCUCAUCAAGCAAAUCUGGUGAGGGCUCCAGUAGCCAGGAUGAAGAAAGUAGCCCCUUAGGGGCAGGUCCAGACCCUAAGAAUGUGCCCAUAGAUGCCCUAGAUGAAAAUGUGGCUUUGUUGGUGAAUUUCAUGCUUCUCAAGUAGCAAAUGAAUGAGCUAAUAACCAAGGCAGAUAUGUUGAAGAUUGUCAGCAAAGAGUAUGAACACCACUUCAUUGAGAUCUUCCUGAGAGCCUUUAUGCACAUGGAGAUAGUCUUUGGCCUUCAUGUGAAGGAAGUGGAUCCCACCAACCAUUGCUAUGUCAUCAUCAAAGUGGGCCUCACCUAUGAUGGGAUGUGGCAUGAUGAAAAGGGCAUGCCCAAGACCGGCAUCCUGAUACUUAUCCUGGCUGCGAUCUUCAUGAAAGGCAACCGUUCCACAGAAGAGGAAAUUUGGCAAGUUCUGAGGGUGACUGGGGUGUAUUCUGGGAAGAAGUGCCACAUCUUUGGAGAGCCCAGGAAGCUUAUCACCGAAUAUUUCAUGGAGGAGGAAUACCUAAAGUACCAGCAGGUGUGCAACAGUGACCCUGUACAAUUUGAAUUUCUGUGGGGCCCGAGAGCCCACACUGAAACCACCAAGAUGCAAGUCCUAGAGUUCAUGGCCAAGGUUCAUGGGAUUGACCCAAGUUGUGCCCCAUUUCAGUAUGAAGAGGUGUUGCAAGAUGAAGAAGAGGAAGUUCGAGCCAGACUUUCAACCAGGGCUGUCUCUACUUCUGUGGCCACUACCAGUUCUAUGGCCAAGCCUGCCCAUGCCAAAAACAACAAAGUCCUGGAAUCUUUUACCAGGGUCCAUGCUACAGUCUCCAUGGCCUUUCCUUCCUGGUAUAAAGAGGCUGUAAGAGAUGAGGAAUAG